CCACGGCGACGGCGGCAGCAGCAGCAGCAGCAGCAUGUCGGCAGUGGUGGCACAGCCCGUGGCCGUCUUCGGCUGCCGGCCGCGGGUCGCCGGCGGUGUCUGCUUCUUGGAGGACCAGGUCGUGCUGCACGCAGCGGGAGCGGGCUGCCUCCGGUUCCACCUCGAGCAGAAAUGGCACAAGUUCAUCCCAGGCACCGAGAAGAGCCGGGGCGUGCAGGCGCUGGCCGUCAGCCCCGACCGGCGGUACCUGGCGGUCUCGGAGAGGGUGGCGGAGCAGCCGGUCCUGACGGUCUACGAGCUGUCAUCGGUGCCGGCGCGGCGGCGGAGGACGCUGGCCGCCGCCGAGCUGCCGGCGCGGGAGGCGGUGUCCCUGGCCUUCUCCCCCGACUGCCGGUACCUGGCGGCCGCCACGGCCCCUCCCGAGGGGCACCUCACCUACUGGCUCUGGGAGAAGCAGCGGCUGGUGGCAGCGGUUCGCGUCGAGUCCCCGGGCAGCGGCGUCUGCCAGGUGAGCUUUAGUCCUCAAGACAAUGCACAGGUUUGUAUCACUGGAAAUGGCUUUUUUAAACUUUUUAAGUACAGUGAAGGAACUUUGAAGCAGAUGAAUUUGCAAAAGGGAGAGCCGCAAAACUACUUGUGCCAUGCCUGGCUGUCCGAGGAGGAAGUUAUAUGUGGCACUGACACAGGCAAACUUACCUUGUUUGAAACUGGAGAGCUGCAGUGGGAGACAAGUGUAGAGUACAAAAAACCACCCAGGGAACUAGAAGAAUAUGCAACAACAAAAGAACAUGACAGCUCUUCUGAUGUCUCUUGUGGACUGGCCAAUGAAGAUAAUGGUUCACAACAGGAUUCUUUGCCUCAAAUAUCUGCAGUUGCAGCUUAUUCCAAAGGCUUUGCAUGUUCAUCUAGCCCAGGAGUUGUUCUUCUGUUUGAGAAGACCAAGGAAAAGGAAGUCUACAAGGAGAGUCAAGAAAUCUGGCUUCCUCAGGACCUGUUCAGCAGUGAGCCAAAACAGUCAGGCAGACAGGACAUUAUAUGUAUAUGCUUCAGCCCCUCCGAGGAAACGAUGGUCAUUAACACAAGUAAAAAUCAGCUUUACAUGUUUACCAUGCUCACCGCCGAUCUUAUGAAGGAGAAGGCAGCUUAUUUUGCGUAUCUGAAUUUCCCAUUGCAUUCUGCUUCAAUCACUGGUCUAGACGUCUGUAUUUGGAAACCCAUUCUUGCUACUUGUUCCCUGGAUAGAUCUGUCCGCAUCUGGAAUUACAAGACGAACACUUUGGAGCUGUGUAAGGAAUAUCGGGAGGAAGCAUACACAGUAUCACUUCAUCCCACUGGCCUUUUCUGUUUGGUUGGGUUUUCUGACAAACUACGAUUUAUAAGUCUACUGUAUGAGGACAUGCAUGUUUUCAAGGAGUUUGCUGUGAGAAAGUGUAGAGAGUGCUCAUUCAGUAACAGAGGACAUCUUUUUGCUGCAGUUAGUGGAAAUGUGAUUCAAAUUUAUUCCAGCAUCACCUUUGAGAGUAUUAAUAAUCUGAAAGGACAUAGUGGGAAGAUACAUGCAGUUAAAUGGAGCGCAGAUGAUGCUAAAUUUUUCUCCUGUGACACCCAUGGUGCUGUGUAUGAGUGGAACUUGUUGACAGGUAAAAGGGAGUCAGAAUGUGUGCUCAAGUCCUGCAUCUACAGCAGCAUUGCCCUGUCUUCUGAUGCCAAAAUCAUCUUUGCUGUUGGAUCUGACCAAACUCUCAAAGAAAUUUCAGAGUCUUCGAUCCAGCAUGAAAUGCCUGCUUUUGGUGUUGUUUAUACUGCAGUAGCUGUUUCUCAUUCCGGGCACAUGGUAUUUGUUGGUACAUCUCUGGGGACAAUUCGAGCUAUGAAAUACCCAUUACCUGUGACGAAGGAUUUCAAUGAGUAUCAGGCCCAUGCAGGUGCUGUCACAAAGAUGUCCAUAACAACUGAUGACCUAUUUCUGCUGACUGCCUCAGAGGAUGGCUCUAUAUUUAUCUGGAAAGUGUGUGAUAAAGGAGGUCGGAUACUGAAAUGGGAAAAGGAAGUUGAGUACGCUGAAGAAGUGCUGAUCAUGAGAUCAGAUAUAGAAGAAAAGAGUCAGGCAAUGCUAGACCUGCAGAUUCGUGUGAAAGAGCUACAGACAGAAAAUUAUUAUCAGCUACGUCUCAAGGACAUGUACUGUAAUGAAAAAAUAAAGGAAUUAGAAGAGAAUUUCACUCAGGAAAUAGGCUCCCUUCAAACCAAACACCAGAUUUUACAGGCAGAGAAAGAAAAACAGGAGCUACAACACCAGUUUCAACUGUCUGAGCUGAUGAAUAAACAGGCCAGGGAGGUGCAACAGCUAGAAUCUGACAGUAAUCAGAAGCUCUUAAUGGAAAAUGAGAAAUACCAGGAGCUGCAAGUGAAAUCCCAGAGGAUGCAGGAGGAAUACGAGAAACAAUUGCACAAUUUGGAGGAAAGCAAAAGCAAGGCUGUGAAGGAGCUAACAGAAUAUUAUGAGGAAAAACUUAAUGAGAAAUCUGUUCUGCUGGAAGAGGCACAGGAGGAUAUGAGGCAGCAGCUUCAAGCACAUGAAGAAAUUAAGAAACAGAUUGAAGAAGAUGAAGACCGAGAAAUCCUGGAAAUGAAAAUCAAGUAUGAGAGACGGCUCGUGGAACAAAAGGAAUCAAACCUGCAACUGAAAGGAGAAAUAGGAGUCAUGAAUAAAAGGUUGAACAGCCUACAGAAAGAGCUCAAGGAGCGAAACAGGGACAUUGAGGAAAUGAAACUGGAACAGCAGAAGCUGCAUGGCAUCAUUAAGUCACUGGAGAAGGACAUCUUAGCACUGAAGACAGAGAUUCAAGAGAGAGCUGACACUAUCCAAGACAAGGAGAAGCAUAUAUAUGAUCUAAAAAAGAAAAAUCAGGAACUGGAAAAGUUCAAGUUUGUACUGGAUUACAGAAUAGAGGAGUUGAGGAAGCAAAUAGAGUCACGUGAAAAUGAUAUUAAAACAAUGAAGGAGCAGAUCCAUGAGAGGGAGGGAGAGCUGGAACGAUUCCACAAGGAGAGCACACAGUUGAAGCUGAACAUCACACAACUGCAACAGAAACUAAAGGCAACUGAUUGCGAGAUGCAUAGAGAGAGGCAGAAGAAGCAAAAUAUGGCAGCUGUCAUCAAACGAUUUAAAACAGAUCUUCAUAAUUGUGUGGGCUUCAUUCAGGAUUCAAAAAAAAUGAAGGAUGGGAUCCAUGAGCUCUAUGCCAAGUACGUGCAGCAAUCAGACAUGGUGGAAACUGAAGCAGUAGACACAGAUUUGCAGCAGGAGUACCUGAGACAGCGAGAGUAUCUUGAGAGGAAUUUGGCAGCUUUAAAAAAGAAGGUGGUAAAGGAUCAGGAAAUCCACCGAGCUGCUUACAUGCGCAUCAUGCAGGAAAAUGUGAGUCUGAUUAAGGAAAUUAAUGACUUGCGGCAAGAACUGAAGGUGGCCCACACCCAGGUACAUGAUCUCCGGUCAACACUAAGGUUAACCAAGAAAAAGCAAGCAAUUCAAGACACAGCUCCCUGCAGUGAAGUGCAAUCCAGCCCAGCUGUCCUGAGAUUGAAUGCAGAGAAGGAAAGUGAGAAAAUCAUAGAAAUGCAGCAGCUAGAAAUUCAAUACCUGCGAGACCAAAUCCAGGAGAAGGGGCAAGUCCUUGCAGUUCAGCCUCUCUUAGGUGGAAAUCUUCCUAAGCUGAAUUUGGAAAGGAGCCACAAGACACAGCAACAGUGACCUGGUUCAAGGAUGCCUUACAUUAUUAUAUUCUCCUGGCAAGAUCAGAAAUGUAACAGCAUAGAUUAGACUUCCAUGAUCCUAUACUCUUCCAAUAGAAGCAUUUGUGCAGCACUCACCGCUCUGAACACAAGGCACCAACCUUCACUUCCUUCUACUUUCCUGGAAUCUGCCCUUUCCAUGAGGCCUAGGAGCCAAGAGAAAAAGAAUAAAUUUGUGUUAGUGCAAGACUGAUCUUUGUGCCUUCAUGCUAGGGCAGGUACGCCCCUUUCUCUUGAAAAAUAAUGUGUCCCACUUCAGAAGAGCUGCUCAAACUCUGUAAGCCUUUUCUGCUAGAAUUUUAAUUUGAUGUCAUUGUGCUGCAAAAAAUCAACAUCAGCCUUUUAUUUUCUAGUAUUGAAUUGCCUAGGUCCAUACAAAGGAUUGCCCGCACUUAAGACAGAUGUUAGUGUUAUUUCAAGCAGGUAUCAAGUCACAGACUAAAGACGAAUGGUCAAGCACACCUGAGCUUGCCCUGUUGUCUCAUCUGUUACAAUCAUUUCAGCAGGACAAAAAGGCAGCCCAGUUUCAGACUCCAAAAUCUGGAAUAAAGUCCAAAGCUUAUGUCACAGCUCUACUUUGAUAAAUUAAUCUUUGCUUGUCUUUUUUCCAACAUCUGCAAUCCCUUUAGUUCAGUUUUUCAGUGAAAUUCUCCUAAAAAGUCACUCUGCAAAGUACUCAUGUAUAGAAAAUGACAGGGAGUAAUUUCUUUAAUAAAGAGGAGGAAAAAAGUAAUUUUGUGUGUAUGACACACUGUCUCACUGAGGAAUACUUCACAUACAUCAGAAGUUUAAGCUACUGAUUGAGCAUGGAACUAUAUGGUAUUAUAACAGCCAGUACAUUACUGAUUCCAUUUCCUAUCCUGAUUAUAGAGCUGACAAGUGUUUUCUACAUACUGCUACUACUAAUAUUAUACAGAAGAUGGUGGUGCCAAGGCUGGAUAACAUGUAAGCUAUAUUAGCAUUAGGGAAACUAGACUAAUUUCCAGGCUAACACCAUGGCAAAACAGAUGGUUCCACGAGCUGCUAUGACCUGGGAGACUUCAGCUGAGUGCUUUGUCCAUGAACGUGGAAUUAAGUUUCUUUAGUCUGAUUUUGUUUUCAUUUUGCAGCUUUAACCUAUAUGAAGCAUAGGUUUCACAGGAAUAAAAGGAAGAAGUUACGAUGGAAUCGGUCUGUUAAUGUGCUAGCUUAACACCCUUUCUUCCUCCCCCCUCCCCAUUUAAUCAUCUUGAUACUUCCUGGGCAGAAAGAGGAUGUAAUUAAUGUAAUUAGCAAAUAUUUUAGAAACUAGUUCCCUCUUAAA
Grus americana (Whooping crane) is the source of this 5098-nucleotide messenger RNA. It is a transcript of the gene CFAP57, whose product is annotated as cilia and flagella associated protein 57. The transcript has 22 exons. Lineage: Eukaryota; Metazoa; Chordata; Aves; Gruiformes; Gruidae. Gene Ontology annotation, molecular function: protein binding. The record is from RefSeq and is a predicted model, not a curated record. Bases 35 to 3754 code for a protein of 1239 amino acids.